UUAAAAUAAUGAUCAGGACUGACCAUUCAAUGCGUCCUACUCCUACCAUGAAAAUUAAUGGGAUGAAAAAUCUCUCAGAUCCGUAAACUUGCAAAAUGGAAUGAAAUUUCCUCUGCUAGGCUAGCUGCUAGCUUGAGCAUGACAAAUGAACUAAUGAAAACAACUGGGCCUAUUAACGAGGUGGGUUCAGGCAUCCAGCAUUAUUUAUUUAUUUAUCUACCCAACCCUUAGGCUCUGUUUGGAAGGAGUACAAAUGCAAAUAUGUAGACCUUGCAUUUUGUAUGUAUUCGUACUCUUUCCAAACUGAGCCUUAAUUACAAGAUAAAAUGUCUGUCGAGCAAACUCAGCUCUCACGUACAAUCCACUAUAGUUAGGGCUAAGGUGGCGAUCCUAAAACGAUCUCUGCCUCAAAACCUUAGUAUGUAAGAAAAAUAAAAAAAACGGCGGUUUUUUGAAACAGAAUGACGGUUCUAAUCAUGAACCGGGUUUGGACCAACCUAAAUAUAUUCAACCGGUGAGAGAGAGGGGAGAAAAGUUAGACAAAACUCAAAAUGGUUUUGCUCCCGCGUCCUCUCUUAUUCGCGCGUUCCACAAAGGCAAAAGGUUUUGCCAAAGAGGAGUAUUUUUGUUGCAGAACUCCACUUAGAAGCAUGCACGAAAUUGUUGUUCAUUCUUUGACUGAGAAUGCAGGAAAAGUUUGAGGAGGCAUAGAAUCUCGAAAUCGUUGAAAUACAAGUUCAGAGACGCAUGGGAAAGCUCCUUGCAUGCACAAAUCACUUGAGAAGGCUCCUUGUAUGCAUGAAUCGAUCGAUUAGGAGAGGGGGGGAUUCUUUUCAUCGAUUGGGAGAUCUCUGUACCAGCAUCUAUCCUUUUUCAUUUGACCAAGAGAAGAGAAGGUAUCAUGGCUUUUGUCACAUGGCGAGUUCUAUUUGUAGCAAUUAUUGCCCUGCAAUCUACAUAGUACAUUCAGCUGAAUUGAAGAAGAGUACCAAGGCAAAACCGCCAUCCAUUAAGACACUUUUUGGUGUGUAUGAGUCUUUUGACACUAUAUGUAUAUAUCUGGAGAGUGAUCAAUCAGUUGGAAGUGAUCCAGACAAGAAAUUUUGGGUCAGAUACAGGAUGGUAGUGGUUAAUCAAAAGAACCCUGCAAAAACUGUGUGGAAGGAAUCUUCUAUCUGUACAAAGACAUGGAAUAAUUUUGUUUUCCAAUUCAUGAAGGUUUCUGAUAUGCUGGAACCAGAUGCAAGAUUCCUUGUAUGCGAUAUAGUUGUUAUUAUCUGCGAGAUCAUUGAUUGUUGCUCUUGGUUUGAGUUUUCAGAUCUGGAAAACUCAACACAUGGCAAAGGCAACAGCUUGGUAUAA
Nelumbo nucifera (sacred lotus) is the source of this 1362-nucleotide messenger RNA. RefSeq lists its product as uncharacterized. The record is from RefSeq and is a predicted model, not a curated record. NCBI's taxonomy places the organism in Eukaryota, Viridiplantae, Streptophyta, Magnoliopsida, Proteales, Nelumbonaceae. Gene Ontology annotation, molecular function: protein binding.